AUGCAAGGAUUCAGGAGUUACAAUCCAGCGGAUGAUCGCGACGGUCUCGUUUUGGAUCUGAUCCAACAACAGCAACAAUAUGCAAGGGCAGCUGUAGCUGCAAACAGUUCACCACCGCCUUCACAGCAACCGGGGUCGCGGUGUAAUAAUAAUAUGCUCCAGCGCGCGCCCGCCUCGCCUGUCUUGAGUGUUUCUAACGGCGGCGAAUGCUCAUCGCCCACAGCCGAUAUGGGACAACAUCAACAACAAAUGACUUCUGCCCAUCAGCAACAACAACAGCAGGCGCCUUUGGAUCCGUCGGUCAGGAGAUAUCGCACUGCCUUCACAAGAGAUCAACUUGCAAGACUUGAGAAAGAGUUUUAUAAAGAAAAUUAUGUAUCCAGACCGCGAAGAUGCGAACUUGCGGCGCAGCUAAAUUUACCGGAAUCUACCGUUAAGGUAUGGUUCCAGAAUCGUCGUAUGAAAGAUAAACGACAACGUAUAGCGGUAGCGUGGCCAUACGCCGCGGUUUAUUCGGAUCCGGCGUUUGCCGCGAGUAUUUUGCAAGCUGCCGCUUCUUCUGUUGCGAUGCCGUACGGUUAUGCGGGACAUCACGCGACGGGACUGCCGCCUUACAUUCCACCGCCGGCCUUAUUGCCGCACCAUUUGCCGCCAGGAUACGGUUACCGCUAUCCCGUCUAUCAGCAACGAACGGUGCCGACAGUUCCCGCCGUUCCUCAAGUAACGAGCACCCUACCGACGCGGUAUACUACCGUCGGCAGCAAUACGCCGCCAAGCCUGAGCCCGGGGAGCGACCUGUGUUGUCGCGAACCGCCAACCGCCGCACCCGCCAGCCCUGUACUAACCUCCAUUCCCGCCGCGACGACCACCACGGAACGACCGUCGCCGAAAUUAUUUAAGCCUUACAAAUCAGAAGCGUAG
Molecule: messenger RNA, 921 nt
Organism: Ctenocephalides felis (cat flea)
Lineage: Eukaryota; Metazoa; Arthropoda; Insecta; Siphonaptera; Pulicidae
Product: segmentation protein even-skipped-like
Exons: 2
Coding region: 1-921 (306 amino acids)
Biological process (GO): regulation of transcription by RNA polymerase II
Cellular component (GO): nucleus
Molecular function (GO): DNA-binding transcription factor activity, RNA polymerase II-specific; RNA polymerase II cis-regulatory region sequence-specific DNA binding
Source: RefSeq, a predicted model, not a curated record